AGGAGGAGGCAGCGGAGAGGAGGGAGGCGUGUGCGCCGCCGAGCCGCGCUCCAUCCCCAGAGCUCGCUCCUUCCCCAGCUCGGCUGCUCCCGCCUGGUAGUGCCCAGGCUCCCCACGCCAGCAUGGCCCUGCUCGUCCACCUCAAGACGGUCUUGGAGCUGCGGGGCAGAGGCGACCGGAUCGCCAAAGUGACUUUCCGAGGGCAAUCCUUCUACUCCCGGGUGCUGGAGAACUGUGAGGAUGUGGCUGACUUCGAUGAGACCUUCCGGUGGCCAGUGGCCAGUAGCAUCAACAGCAAUGAGAUGCUUGAGAUUCAGAUCUUCAACUACAGCAAAGUCUUCAGCAACAAGCUCAUCGGGACAUUCCGUAUGGUGCUGCAGAAGGUGGUGGAGGAGAGCCACGUGGAGGUGACCGACACGCUGAUUGAUGACAACAAUGCGAUCAUCAAGACCAGGCUGUGCGUGGAGGUCCGAUAUCAGGCCACAGACGGCACGGUGGGCUCCUGGGAUGAUGGGGACUUCCUUGGAGAUGAGUCCCUUCAAGAGGAAGAGAAGGACAGCCAGGAGACAGAUGGGCUGCUCCCCGGCUCCCGCCCCAGCUCCCGGCCACCGGGCGAGAAGAGCUUCCGGAGCAAAGGCAGAGAGAAGACCAAGGGAGGCAGAGAUGGCGAGCACAAAGCCGGGAGAAGCGUGUUCUCCGCCAUGAAGCUCGGCAAGAACCGGCCUCACAAGGAAGAACCCCAAAGACAAGAUGAACCAGCAGUGCUGGAGAUGGAGGACCUUCUUCCUGCCCCCUCUAGCCCUCUGCCCCAGCCCCUGACUCCAACAGGACCAGCUCCAAGCCUCGGCAGGUUUCCCUCUCACCCACCACUCUCACCUGCGCAGGUCAGCAUCACUGUGAUCGAGGCUCGGCAGCUGGUGGGCUUGAACAUGGACCCCGUGGUGUGCGUGGAGGUUGGGGAUGACAAGAAGUACACAUCCAUGAAGGAGUCUACUAACUGCCCCUACUACAAUGAGUACUUCGUCUUUGACUUCCACGUCUCUCCUGAUGUCAUGUUCGACAAAAUCAUCAAGAUCUCGGUGAUUCACUCCAAGAACCUGCUGCGCAGUGGCACCCUCGUGGGGUCCUUCAAGAUGGACGUGGGAACCGUGUACUCCCAGCCUGAGCACCAGUUCCACCAUAAGUGGGCCAUCCUGUCGGAUCCUGAUGACAUCUCUGCGGGGCUGAAGGGCUAUGUGAAGUGCGAUGUCGCCGUGGUGGGCAAGGGGGACAACAUCAAGACGCCCCACAAGGCCAAUGAGACGGACGAGGAUGACAUCGAGGGGAACUUGCUGCUCCCCGAGGGGGUGCCCCCCGAACGCCAGUGGGCCCGGUUCUAUGUGAAAAUUUACCGAGCAGAGGGGCUGCCCCGCAUGAACACAAGCCUCAUGGCCAACGUGAAGAAGGCUUUCAUCGGUGAGAACAAGGAUCUGGUUGACCCCUACGUGCAAGUCUUCUUUGCUGGCCAGAAGGGCAAGACCUCAGUGCAGAAGAGCAGCUACGAGCCGCUGUGGAAUGAGCAGGUGGUUUUUACAGACCUGUUCCCCCCACUCUGCAAGCGCAUGAAAGUGCAGAUCCGGGACUCAGACAAGGUCAAUGACGUGGCCAUCGGCACCCACUUCAUUGACCUGCGCAAGAUUUCCAACGACGGAGACAAAGGCUUCCUGCCCACGCUGGGCCCUGCCUGGGUGAACAUGUACGGCUCCACACGCAACUACACGCUACUCGAUGAGCACCAGGACCUGAACGAGGGCCUGGGGGAGGGCGUGUCCUUCCGCGCCCGCCUCAUGCUCGGCCUGGCGGUGGAAAUCCUGGACACCUCCAACCCUGAGCUCACCAGCUCCACGGAGGUGCAGAUGGAGCCGGCCACGCCCAUCUCGGAGAGCUGUACAGGGAAGGUGGAAGAAUUCUUUCUAUUUGGAGCCUUCCUGGAGGCCUCAAUGAUCGACCGGAAAAACGGAGACAAGCCCAUCACCUUUGAGGUCACCAUAGGCAACUAUGGGAAUGAAGUUGAUGGCCUGUCAAGACCCCAGCGGCCUCGGCCUCGGAAGGAGCCAGGGGACGAGGAGGAAGUUGAUCUGAUCCAGAACUCAAGUGAUGACGAGACUGACGAGGCUGGGGACCUAGCCUCAGUCUCCUCCACCCCACCCAUGCGGCCCCAGAUCACUGAUAGGAACUACUUCCAUCUGCCCUACCUGGAGCGCAAGCCCUGCAUCUACAUCAAGAGCUGGUGGCCGGACCAGCGGCGCCGCCUCUACAACGCCAACAUCAUGGACCACAUUGCAGACAAGCUGGAAGAGGGCCUGAAUGAUGUGCAGGAGAUGAUCAAAACGGAGAAGCCCUACCCUGAGCGUCGACUGCGGGGCGUCCUGGAGGAGCUGAGCUGUGGCUGCUGCCGUUUCCUCUCGCUUGCUGACAAGGACCAGAGCCACUCGUCCCGCACCAGGCUAGACCGAGAGCGCCUCAAGUCCUGCAUGCGGGAGCUGGAGAGCAUGGGGCAGCAGGCGAAGACCCUGCGGGCACAAGUGAAGCGGCACACUGUGCGAGACAAACUGAGGCUGUGCCAGAACUUCCUGCAGAAGCUGCGCUUCCUGGCAGACGAGCCCCAGCACAGCAUCCCCGACGUCUUCAUCUGGAUGAUGAGCAACAACAAGCGCAUCGCCUACGCCCGGGUGCCCUCCAAGGACCUGCUCUUCUCCAUCGUGGAGGAGGAGCUGGGCAAGGACUGCGCCAAAGUCAAGACCCUCUUCCUCAAGCUGCCGGGGAAGCGGGGCUUCGGCUCGGCGGGCUGGACAGUGCAAGCCAAGCUGGAGCUCUACCUGUGGCUGGGCCUCAGCAAGCAGCGCAAGGACUUCCUGUGUGGCCUGCCCUGCGGCUUCGAGGAGGUCAAGGCGGCCCAGGGUUUGGGCCUGCACUCCUUCCCACCCAUCAGCCUGGUCUACACCAAGAAGCAGGCCUUCCAGCUCCGCGCCCACAUGUACCAGGCUCGGAGCCUCUUUGCCGCCGACAGCAGUGGCCUCUCAGACCCCUUCGCCCGCGUCUUCUUUAUCAACCAGAGUCAGUGCACAGAGGUGCUGAAUGAGACCCUGUGCCCCACCUGGGACCAGAUGCUGGUAUUCGACAACCUGGAGCUCUAUGGCGAAGCUCAUGAGUUGAGGGACGACCCCCCUAUUAUUGUCAUUGAAAUCUAUGACCAGGACACCAUGGGCAAAGCCGACUUCAUGGGCCGGACCUUUGCCAAGCCCCUGGUGAAGAUGGCCGACGAGGCAUACUGCCCACCCCGCUUCCCGCCCCAGCUCGAGUACUACCAGAUCUACCGUGGCAACGCCACAGCGGGGGACCUGCUGGCCGCCUUCGAGCUGCUGCAGAUUGGACCAUCAGGGAAGGCCGACCUGCCACCUAUCAAUGGUCCAGUGGACAUGGACCGAGGUCCCAUCAUGCCUGUGCCCAUGGGCAUCCGGCCCGUGCUCAGCAAGUACCGGAUUGAGGUGCUGUUCUGGGGCCUGCGAGACCUGAAGCGGGUGAACCUUGCCCAGGUGGACCGGCCACGGGUGGACAUCGAGUGUGCGGGGAAGGGGGUGCAGUCGUCCCUGAUCCACAAUUACAAGAAGAACCCCAACUUCAACACCCUCGUCAAGUGGUUUGAAGUGGACCUCCCGGAGAACGAGCUCCUGCACCCGCCCUUGAACAUCCGCGUGGUGGACUGCCGGGCCUUCGGCCGCUACACCCUGGUGGGCUCCCACGCCGUCAGCUCCCUGCGGCGCUUCAUCUACCGGCCCCCAGACCGCUCGGCCCCCAGCUGGAACACCACGGGUACGGUUGUGGUGAACAUGGAGCCGGAGGUGCCGGUCAAGAAGCUGGAGACCAUGGUGAAGCUGGAUGCGACUUCUGAUGCGGUCAUCAAAGUGGAUGUGGCUGAUGAGGAGAAGGAGAAGAAGAAGAAGAAGAAGGGCAGCUCAGAAGAGAUGGAGGAGGAGGAGCCGGAUGAAAGCAUGCUGGACUGGUGGUCCAAGUACUUCGCCUCCAUCGAUACCAUGAAAGAGCAACUUCGACAGCAAGAGGCCUCAGGAAUUGACUUGGAGGAGAAAGAGGAGAUGGACAACACUGAGGGCCUGAAGGGGCUGAUGAAGGGCAAGGAGAAGGCAAGGGCUGCAAAGGAGGAGAAGAAGAAGAGAACCCAGAGCCUGGGCCCUGGUCAGGCGUCUGAGGCCCCCGAGAAGAAGAAACCCAAGAUUGAUGAGCUCAAGGUGUACCCCAAGGAGCUGGAGUCAGAGUUCGACAACUUCGAGGACUGGCUGCACACUUUCAACCUGCUGCGAGGCAAGACGGGGGAUGACGAGGACGGCUCGACUGACGAGGAGCGCAUCGUUGGCCGGUUCAAGGGCUCCCUCUGCGUGUACAAAGUGCCCCUCCCAGAGGACGUGUCUCGGGAAGCCGGCUAUGACCCUACCUAUGGCAUGUUCCAGGGCAUCCCCAGCAAUGAUCCCAUCAGCGUGCUGGUCCGAGUCUAUGUGGUCCGGGCCACAGACCUGCACCCUGCAGACAUCAAUGGCAAAGCCGACCCCUACAUCGCCAUCCGGCUGGGCAAGACUGACAUCCGUGACAAGGAGAACUACAUCUCCAAGCAGCUCAACCCUGUCUUUGGGAAGUCCUUUGACAUCGAGGCCUCCUUCCCCAUGGAAUCCAUGCUGACAGUGGCCGUGUACGACUGGGAUCUGGUAGGCACUGACGACCUCAUCGGGGAAACCAAGAUUGACCUGGAGAACCGCUUCUACAGCAAGCACCGCGCCACCUGUGGCAUCGCCCAGACCUACUCCACACAUGGCUACAAUAUCUGGCGGGACCCCAUGAAGCCCAGCCAGAUCCUGACCCGCCUCUGCAAGGAGGGCAAAGUGGACGGCCCCCACUUCGGGCCCCCUGGGAGAGUGAAGGUGUCCAACCGCGUCUUUACAGGACCCUCCGAGAUCGAGGACGAGAACGGUCAGAGGAAGCCCACGGAGGAGCACGUGGCGCUGUUGGCCCUGAGGCACUGGGAAGACAUCCCCCGUGUGGGCUGCCGCCUGGUGCCCGAACACGUGGAGACGCGACCACUGCUCAACCCUGACAAGCCGGGCAUCGAGCAGGGCCGCCUGGAGUUGUGGGUGGACAUGUUUCCCAUGGACAUGCCAGCUCCUGGGACACCUCUGGACAUCUCCCCACGGAAGCCCAAGAAGUACGAGCUACGGGUCAUUGUGUGGAAUACAGAUGAGGUGGUCCUGGAGGAUGAUGACUUCUUCACCGGGGAGAAGUCCAGUGACAUUUUUGUGCGGGGGUGGCUGAAGGGUCAGCAGGAAGACAAGCAGGACACGGACGUCCACUACCACUCCCUCACCGGCGAGGGCAACUUCAACUGGCGCUACCUGUUCCCCUUCGACUACCUGGCUGCCGAGGAAAAGAUUGUCAUCUCCAAGAAGGAGUCCAUGUUCUCCUGGGACGAGACCGAAUACAAGAUCCCCGCGCGGCUCACCCUGCAGAUCUGGGAUGCUGACCACUUCUCUGCCGAUGACUUCCUGGGGGCCAUUGAGCUGGACCUGAACCGGUUCCCGCGGGGCGCAAAAACGGCCAAGCAGUGCACCAUGGAGAUGGCCACAGGGGAGGUGGACGUGCCCCUGGUCUCCAUCUUCAAGCAGAAGCGCGUCAAAGGCUGGUGGCCCCUCCUGGCCCGCAAUGAGAACGAUGAGUUUGAGCUCACGGGCAAGGUGGAGGCGGAGUUGCAUCUACUCACUGCUGAGGAGGCAGAGAAGAAUCCAGUGGGCCUGGCCCGCAAUGAACCUGACCCCUUAGAGAAACCCAACCGGCCCGACACAGCCUUCGUCUGGUUCCUCAACCCCCUCAAGUCCAUCAAGUACCUCAUCUGCACGCGCUACAAGUGGCUCAUCAUCAAGAUCGUGCUGGCGCUGCUGGGGCUGCUCAUGCUGGCCCUCUUCCUCUACAGCCUGCCCGGCUACAUGGUCAAGAAGCUCUUGGGGGCGUGAAGGCCCCGUGGCCUCCCUGCGGCGCACCUCCUGGGCUGGUGCGUUCGCCCCUCCUCUGGCGUGGAGGCCUCGGGUCUCAGGGGCCUUGGUCCUGCUGGCUGGGCUGAUGACGCCCCCUCCCUGCCUGUCCUCAUCACCUGAGCCUGCUGCUGGCCCAGUCCCAGCUCCCGGACCCUGCCUGCAGGGUGGGGAGUGUGGGGAGGGGCGGGGGCUGCACCAUGUUGCAGAGGCCCCCGAGGAGGCUGCCCCAAACCCUCCCCCUGGCCUACCAGUUGAGCACCAAAGCUUUAAUGAAAUUAACCAAGAAUCCUGUCAGGGGCCAGUGCCCAGGGCUUUAAAAAGAAUGAACAAACAAAAAGCAUCACCCUCCUGUCCCCAGACAGAAUCUUGCAAGGACAGCCGACGCCAGCAGUCUGGGCUCUGCAGAAGCGGACCAGACCCUUUGCCCUAGCCCCGGGGGGUGGCCUCUUCCCCGGCUGCUCCUCUCUGCCCAGCAGCCUCAGCGCUGGGGGCUCAAGCCCAGUCCCUGCGCAGUUUCUGGGUUUUCCCCGCUUCCCAGUGCUGCAGGCCUGGCCCAGGAGCAGUAAGCGUGAACCCCAUGCACCACCCACCCCAAACCCCCACCAGGUCACCUCCACCAUGCCCUCCUCGCCCCAGAGGGCCCGCCCCUCCAGCCCUCCGGGUGCAGCUGGGAGUUUGUACUUGAAGUGCUGCCCCCUGCCUGCGUGAGCUGGGUUUCUCUUGGCUGUUUUUCCUUUCUUGAGUGGUGAUUUUUCUCUCAAUAAAAGAAAUCAAAC
Molecule: messenger RNA, 6850 nt
Organism: Vicugna pacos (alpaca)
Lineage: Eukaryota; Metazoa; Chordata; Mammalia; Artiodactyla; Camelidae
Source: RefSeq, a predicted model, not a curated record